AUGUCUGCGAUGCAGCAUAUCGAUGGCUUAGUGGAUUAUUUCGUUAUUUGUGGCUUAGACGAGCAAAUUGGCUUAGAAAUUAUGGAUAAUAUAGUGUUUGCGAUCGAAAUCCGAUACGAUUGGAGUUGGAUUGGAAGAGCUGAAUUCAUUUCAGAUGUUGGAGUGAAUGAGAAAGAAGUUGCAAAAUACUCGCUCGUUAUACUUUGCGUGCUACGCUUGAAUUGUGUAGCUCAUAACUUCACAACUGCCAAAGUAGAUACUAAAUAUGCAUUAUACAAUCAAACCAAUGCACCUUCGCUAAAAUUUGAUGACCACUGUACUAAUGUAAAUGCUAACUGUGUCGAUGAUGAUUUAUCUAAGCCACCCCUGGAAAGAUCGUAUAAGGCUAACUACAUUCAACAUUAUCCAAAAGCUAUUGAUGGCAAUCCCUUGGAUAAGGAAGCUGUUAGAAUGCUCUGCUUACCUUCGGGAUUAAGCUUUAAGAUUACCGGCGAUCGUAGAUCUCCACUAUAUCAUUCAUUUAUUAUUACUCAUAAUGACGGCAGUAGAGAAUUUGGUUAUGCUGUUACGUUUUACGAGAAGGUAACCAAUACUGAUAUACUCAUAGCUAUGAAGACCUUAUACACUAUGUAUCAAGCUGAUUUAGAGCGUCCUUCCCUACCUAAAAGUGGAAACAGUGUUUCUGACCAGGUUAAAGGACACAAAAGAAGAUUAUCAGCCCUGCAAAUAAAUCGUAGUGAUCUCGACUUCCCAAGUAGUAAUCAUCAAACUUUUGAUAUAGACGUUGAUGGUUUAUACGUUUCAAAGUGUAUUGCUCUAAUAACAUCAUUUCAACACGUCGAAGCUUAUCGUAAGAUCAUUGAAGAGCUGUUUACUGGUUUGUUUGCUGGUGCUUCUGAUACAACGCUGCCAGUAGAGACUUAUAUUUAUCACCUUCUCUAUGAGGUACCAGCGCCGCCUGCCGGUCAUUACGUAAAAUUACGCCUCUGUACUGGACUGCCUAUAACAAUUAAGAAUCCUCCGAUGCAUGAAUUACCAGUCUUUGAAUACUCGUUACGAGAACUAUUUCGACUGUUAGGCGCUCGAAAUGCUAUGGACAUUUUUAGCUGCAUGUUAUUUGAACGACAGAUUUUAUUACUUUCUUCAGAUUAUUAUCGUUUGAUGUUGGUAGCUGAAGGUCUGUCCUCUUUACUGUUUCCAUUUGCAUGGCCUCAUGCUUAUGUUCCGAUUCUGCCGUUGCCAUUAAUUAAGUUUUUAGAGGCUCCAUUUCCGUUUCUCAUGGGUAUUCAUUAUAGAAAUCAAAUCGAUAAAUCGAAGUUAAGUCUCCUCUGCGAACCAUCUGUUUGCUUUGUUGACAUUGAUAGUGGAACUGUAGAUCUGCCGGAAGAUUUAUUGCCCAUCCCAUUUAAGCAAGAAAUGAUCGACGAAAUCGAAAAUUUCGUACAAGAAAGUAGCGAAAAGUUCUCAAAUAGAUCGCUUUUGAAGUAUUCAUCUUCUUCAAUGUUCUCUAUCGCAAUACAAGAUUGUAUUCAGCUAGCAGUUUUAAAUAAUAGUUCAGCUGAUCUUGGUACAAAAGAUAGAUGCAUACAUGCGAAAGAUACUGACAAUGUGAAGAUGCAAAAUCAAUCGAAUGUAGAAUUAUUAAGUGGGUCUCAAAAAAGAUGUUGUAAUUGGUCAUCUGCCUUAGAGAAACUGGAGAAUGAGCGAAAAGAAGAGUCUGUCAGGGUUUUAUUGGAGGAACAAUGUAAUGCAUCUUUGCGAGGCUUAUUUUUGAAUUAUUUUGUCAGAUUAUUAGCUGGCUUUGAAGCUUUCAUAUUUCAAGAAGAAAGUGAUCAAAUGAAAGAUACGGGAUGCUAUUUUGAUAAAUCGGCUUUUUUAAAUGUUCAAAACAAAGAUUGGCUGCCUUUCUAUUCGUCGUUUUUAGAAUCUCAGAUGUUUGCUUCUUAUAUUGAAAGCGAAUAUGCUUUGAUAACAUGUAAUCGUAACCAUAUGAUUUUUAUGAAUAAGAUUAAGAUGUUCCAUAAACAUUCUCUGGAAUUGUCCAUAGCGUCAUUUGUCGAUGAACCACUUUCUGAGUCGUUCGAAACUGAUAGCACCGAAAUUGAAAUAUCUGUUUCUAUAAACGAAUCCUGUAAGAAUGCCACUAGUGAAGGGCACGUAAUGGCCGGACAAGGACUGGAGUGUAAAUUGAACGAAGUUGUUCUAAAUAGUGGUCCGUUUAAGGUCUGCACCCGCAAAGUUGAAUUACCUGCUGCUUUAGGAUCGCAAUCGGAAAAUCGACAGCAGGAUGUUACAAACAGACUUGUUGUCGCAAAGGUUGGAAAAGAUGCUGUUAAUUUAGGACUUCGAUCUAUUGAGGUAGAAGAAACUACGCUGAUUGCUGGUCUUAUCGAAUUAUUGGAACGAAUCUUCAAACAUGAGAUUAUGGGAAAAUUAAAAAAGAGUCGGUCGUCGGUAAUAUGGACUUAUCUGCAACGCUACAAGGACACGAUUCGAACACCAAGGUCUAGGUCUUCCACUAUCGCUGUUGCUUCUUGUGACCGGAAAAUGUUCAAAAAUGACAUAUCUAGAAUUAUGCCGGGACAGUUAGAAUCUGGCGGUAUUCUUGAAAAAUUAGUCAGGCGUUCAACUUUACUAAAUGAUCUAUGCAUUAUUGCCAGGAUUGAUGAAAUAGAAACCGAUUCUGGUUUCACUAGAGCGUUCAUACGGUUAUGCUUAGAGAAAAAGUGUUUAUCCGAUCACUUUCGUGAGCUCUUAUAUAAAUGUGAUUUCAUUCGCCAAAAUUACAAAGAUAAUGCCUUCGUAGUAGGCGAAGAAGAGAGAGAGCAAUUUCUAUACCAUUUAUUGUCUCUUAACGCUGUAGACUUUUUCUGCUUUACGGAUUAUUAUUUAACGUUUGAAAUACAAAGUAAAUUUAGUAAUUACGUAAUAGGAUUUACACCUGCCUGGUAUUUAGAAGAAGUUUUCGUGCAAGACAUAACUACUCUUCAAGUAUAUAGAUUUUCCUACAAUCAAUGGAUCAUUAAAGGUGAAGAUAGUCUGCAUAAAGAAGCUGACGGCGAAGUUGUCAGCUGGAAAUCUUUGUCUAAUGAAACUCUUAAGAUUGCGGCAAGGCACAAGAGCUAUGAUACUGAAAGUGAUCGAAAUAAUACACGCGUGCUAAUACAAGACAACAAUGGAGAUGUAGCUACAGUUAGCAAAAACGAAAUAGUUAAUGUUAAUAUUAAAAAGUUACAAAGUGCAAUCAAUCGUGUAUUACAGCUCCCAGUUUCGUCGACUCAGGAAUAUUCACGAGCUACGGAUGUACUAUGUGAAGAAGAUGGGCUAUGUUCUAUAAUUGAAAUGAUUCUAAUGGAUGGUCGUAAGAAAUUUCGGCAAACUAGUAAACUUUCCUUUUCACAUAUCUGGAGUUAUUUCGAGAAAGCCAGCAGGUUCUCUAGGACCUUACCAUCUCAAGUAAACAGAGUAGCUUGCAAUCGCUUUAUUUACCUAAUUAAUCUCAUUAAUCGAGAGAAAAUUAGUGUUAAUAAUGACCUAAAGUUCCAAAUGUUAAUCUGCAUAGGAGCGAAAAAUAAUGAUGCUAUCAAGCAGAUGAUGCAAGAACUAGAUAGACUAAAUGAUUGCGUUAUUGUUUUGGAAAGUUACUUGGUUCAAGGAAUCGAUUGA
This is a messenger RNA of Trichoplax adhaerens, 3666 nucleotides long. RefSeq lists its product as uncharacterized. The record is from RefSeq and is a predicted model, not a curated record. The coding region runs from base 1 to 3666 and encodes 1221 amino acids. The transcript has 22 exons. Gene Ontology annotation, molecular function: small GTPase binding; guanyl-nucleotide exchange factor activity. NCBI's taxonomy places the organism in Eukaryota, Metazoa, Placozoa, Uniplacotomia, Trichoplacea, Trichoplacidae.